Molecule: messenger RNA, 4004 nt
Organism: Aplysia californica (California sea hare)
Lineage: Eukaryota; Metazoa; Mollusca; Gastropoda; Aplysiida; Aplysiidae
Product: tropomodulin-1
Exons: 8
Coding region: 149-787 (212 amino acids)
Biological process (GO): pointed-end actin filament capping; myofibril assembly
Cellular component (GO): myofibril
Molecular function (GO): tropomyosin binding
Source: RefSeq, a predicted model, not a curated record
CUUCUCAGGUAAAAAGUUUGUCCCUAAAGAGCAGGAGAAAACCAAAAUCAACGAGGACGAGGCAGUGGAGACUGAGUGGGACGAGAUUCUGACCGCAGCCAGCGAGGAGGAGCUGGUGGAUUUAGCAGCUGUCCUGGGCUUCCACAGCAUGCUGACACAGACCCAGUACUACGCCUCUCUGGAGGACAGAGAGAUCCACGAGGGAGGCUUCUUGGGUCAUGCCCAGGCUCAGAAGCUCAAGGUCAUCCCAGACGAGGCCCCCAACGCGACGGACGUGGAGGAGAGCAUCAAGAAACUCAAGGCUAACGACAAGGAGCUGAAGGCGCUCAACCUCAACAACAUCAAGAACGUGUCCAUAGAGCGGCUGGUAGAGGUCUGUCAGGCGCUACGAGGCAACACGUUCUGUGUGAAGCUGGACAUGGCUGCUGUGGCUGCGAAUGACAAAGUGGCGAAGGCUCUGGCGGAAAGUCUAGAAGAAAACGAGACUCUAAAGACGGUGAAUGUGGAGUCCAACUUCAUCUCUGGGGAAAUGAUUGUGGAGUUACUCAAGGCUAUUAACAAGAAACAAGCUCUCCUGGAGCUGAGGGUAGCCAACCAGAAACCUGAGGUGCUUGGGAACAAGGUGGAGAUGCAGAUUGCGAAACUGUUGAAAGAGAACAGCACUCUGCUCAGGCUGGGCAUCCAAUUUGAGUUUCCCGACGCGCGCAUCAAAGUGCACGACAGACUCAAGGAGAACCUCGACGUCUUGAGGAAAAAGCGUACGGGCAAGGCAGGAGGAGACUCCUAGGGGAGCAGCUGUGGUACCAGACCUUGUAGCUGUCUUCACAACUUUCUGUGUCCAAAAUGACGACAUUGAGACGAGAAAGUUUGAUUAAAAUAUCUGAUCAAAUGAAGUUGUUCUGAGAACAUUUCUGAAACCAUUCUUUGUCAUCUGUUCAAAAGGAGUGGUUAGUAGUUAGUCCAAGAGGAGGGGGACAAUUUGUUUUCAUAAAACUUUGGACAAAUAGUUUGUUAAAGUUGAUAGGAAAUAAACUUCCUAGACAAUUUUGAACAUUUUUGUACCCCUGUGCUCCUAGAAGCACAGGCCAGGGUUGGACAAACCACCCAUUGUGGUAACACUCUCCUUUGUUCUCAUGAUGCACAUUGUUUCUCGCAGAAUUUUUUUUUUUAAUACGUUCGCUUCGGAUGUGGUGUCACUUUUUUUUUAGGUAGCAGUGGAUUUUUUAAUGUUCUCUCAAUUCUUAUGUUUUUAUUUUUAUUUUUUUGCACGUCUUUUUUUUUCUGGGUUUUUUUUUCUCUGCUUUUCUAUCUUUUUCUUAAUUCACAGUAAUCCUAGAAUACACAGAGCCAUCCUUAAGUGAGUACAAUUAUCUCAGCUGACACCUGGUUAACAUUUUGCAAAGGAAUUGUCGUUUAACCCUGAUGCCAUUUUUUGAUUUUAUACCGUAACAUACUUCUAUAUUUUUACUUUGCACCAAUGACACAGCACUUUUGGUAUAUAUUAUAGUAUUUUGUUUUUGUUUUUGAAUCUUGUGCCUGUUUUGGAUUGAGAUUGUGAUCGUUGUGUACUCGCUGAUCUGAUUUUUACCUGAGACGGAAUAAGUCAUGAAACGUGGCAGUGACUGAGUGGCUAGAUCAGGUCGUCGCAGUGCUAGCAAAAGGACGCAUCUCAUUUUUCUACUUUUGAAAUAAAUGGGGAAAAACUGUCUAACUAGACUACUUAUCAAAUAAUGGUAAAAACUUGCUCGUACAUGUUUCUUUUGUGACUGCAAGAGCAUUUUUGUUUUGGAUUUACGAAAGAUAGAUCUAGGUACCGCCAAACGAAAUAGAAGGCUAGUUGCAAAAUUUUAGCACAACUCUUGAGUUAUUCCGUUUUGCUAGUGCUGUGAUGAGGUGUAGUGUGUCUCUGUCAGCUUUUUGUGAGGAGAACACGUGGCUCCUCGUAAAGUCAUCCAUGGACACUGGCGUCAUGGUGUUCAGGAAGUGAGCCAGGCUGUUGUGCCAGGAGUUUGCCAGCUGUUUCAUGUUUGUUUCGUUAAUUUAUUAUAAUUAUUUUUAAGUUUUUCACAUUGAAUUGUUGAAUUUGUCACGAUUCCAUUUUUUUGCCUCCGUUGUUUCUCGUUUAUUUGGUAUUUUUAGCAUAAGUGUUUUAGAAAGUACUCAUUUGCUGAUUGACGUAAGUUUGCUGAUGUUUCCCCUAGAUUUUGAUGCUAUUUUCCAGGAUUCUUUUUUUUUCCUAUUUUCCUUGAAGCUGUUUUGUUAGGCUAUUAAGUUUUGUUGUUUUGUGGUUUGGGUUGGGUUUUUUUUUAAUUGAUUAAAGGGGGCCUUAAGUCAUUACAAGUAGUCAGAUGAAUAUUUUUGCCCAGUGGGUGGCUGAAAGCGGUGGUAGGAUUCAGGACAGUGUAAGUUUUUCUGUAUAUUGUUUUUGAAAUCCAUGACAUUUAGGUAUUUUGAAAAAACUGGUGAACAAAAGUUGCAAUAUUUUCUGUUUGUAUCUUACUGUUCGAGCUAGGAAUAGGGUACUUGGCAAUGAAUGACAGAAGGUGGGUAGUUUUUUAUCUUCUUUUUUUUUUUUUUUUUUGCAUAUACUCUGUAUAAGAGUAAGAGUAUUUGUAAUCAUAAGCACGAUUUUUUAAGAAGAUACCAUUGUGCUUGAGAUGCCAAAAUCGCUUUAUGAGUGUGAUCUAAAACCUACGUUUUUUGUAGUAUGUUUGAAUAAUGUACUACUGCAAGUUUGUAUUUCUCAAGGACUAUUUUUAGCUGAACGGUGGGUCUCUGCCAGCUUAGACUGUCCCCAGCAUUGAGGUUUGCGUCAAAACAGGUGUCCAGUUACUCCAGGUUUCUCAGAGUGGUGAGGUCGCUUUGUACUUCUUCCAUCUGUGCCCUGUAUGUGUUCAGAAAAUUAAACAUUUGUGGAGUGCAGUAUACUGAUUUUGCUGGGCGUUCAAUGGGAAAAUGGGCCCGAAUGCUCAUUAGUUUCAAGUUCAGAAUUAGAACUUUUGGUUUUUCUGUGAUUGUUUUUAAUUAAGAUUUUAAUGAAUUUUUUAAAAGCGUCUUUUAGUGACUUGAGGGUCUUCCUCAUUUGUUUUUGUUUUUCAAAACAAACAUAAUGUUAUUUUGAAAUGGCUUUGUUUUCAACACAUUCUGGGUGUCAGGAAGAUAUUAGAGUCCUGUGCUAUUGCUUCGAAAACUGGCAAAUUUACAAUUGGAAUAAUGUAAUGAAAAUGUAUAACUGGAAUAAUGUUAUAAAUGGAAAGAAUAACAUGUGUCUCCAAAGAUUCUGUUAUUGUUUUGGCUUACUUUAUGAAGCUUCUCUUCGUUGUGUCCCUUUUUUUAUUUUAUUUUAUUUUUUUUCUUUGUUUUUUAUUUUAUUUUUUUUUUUUUUUUUUUUUUCUUUUUUCUUUUUUUUUUUUUUGUCCCACAAAGACAGUAUUAGCUGCUGUGUCCAUGGCCUGACAGGGGCUGAUUUGUCUGGCAAUACUACUACUACACUACUACGACUACCCUUGUAAUCAUUGUGCUUGUAGAUAGCUCAGAUCAUAGGUUGUUCAGCCUCAGUGUCUUGUCUCUAUGGGCUCAACCACCCUCUGUGUAUAUUUUGUGUGUGCUUUCGCUUCCGUGUUGAUCCACUGAGUCCAUGUGGUUUAGUAAGAGAGGGUGACUGAUUGAAAUUUUGGAUUUGGGUUUUUUUGGGAGGUAAUAAAAAAAAUGGAAACAUUUGAUUUGUGUUGAAGGUGGAAAGGAGAGAAAGGACCUUUAAAAAAUUUUAAAAUUUUCCUCUCGAAAGAAAAGAAAAGACCCGCUGAGUCCAUAUGUGUUGAGGGACAGGGACAAAUUUUUUAGGUUAUUUUGUCUGGAGGUUGUAAAAAAACAAAACAAAAAAGAAAAUAAAACAUUUCAGUUGUGCUGAAGGUGAAAAGAAGAUAGACAAGGAGGUGAAAAGAAGAUAGACAAGACACUUAGGAAUAAGCCUGACGUUUUUUCCCUGACAAAAAAAAAAAAAA